AUGGCAAAAACGAAAAUAUGGCAAAACGCAAAUAUGGGAAGAAUGCAAAUAUGGGAAAAACGCAAAUAUAGGAAAAACCCAAAUAUGGGAAAAACCAAAAUAUGGCAAAAACGCAAAUAUGGCAAAAACGCAAAUAUGGCCAAAUAUGAGAAAAACGCAAAUAUGGGAAAAAAGCAAAUAUGGGAAAAACCAAAAUAUGGAAAAAACCAAAAUAUGGAAAAAACGCAAACAUGGCAAAAACGCAACUAUGGCAAAAACGAAAAUAUGGCAAAACGCAAAUAUGGGAAGAAUGCAAAUAUGGGAGAAACGAAAAAAAAAUUUAGGAAAAACCCAAAAAUGGGAAAAACCAAAAUAUGGCAAAAACGCAAAUAUGGCAAAAACGCAAAUAUGAACAAUUAUGAGAAAAACGCAAAUAUGGGAAAAACGCAAAUAUGGUUAAAACGCAAAUAUGGGAAAAACCAAAAUAUGGGAAAAACCAAAAUAUGGAAAAAACCAAAAUAUGGAAAAAACGCAAACAUGGCAAAAACGCAAAUAUGGCAAAAACGCAAAUAUGGCAAAAACGGAAAUAUGGCAAAAACGCAAAUAUGGCAAAAACGCAAAUAUGGCAAAAGCGCAAAUAUGGCAAAAACGCAAAUAUGGGAAAAACGCAAAAAUGGGAAAAACGCAAGAAAGGGCAAAUAUGGGAAAAAUGCAAAUGUGGGAAUAACGCAAAUAUGGGAAAAACGCAAAUAUGCCAAAAACGCAAAUAUGGCAAAAACACAAAUAUGGGAAAAUCGCAAAUAUGGCAAAAACGCAACUAUGGCAAAAUCGCAACUAUGGCAAAAAACGCAACAAUGGAAAAAAACGCAAAUAUGGCAAAAACGCAAAUAUGGCAAAAACGCAAAUAUGGGAAAAACGCAAAUAUGGGAAAAACACAAUUACGGGAAAAACGCACUUACGGGAAAAACGCAAAUCUGUGAAAAACGCAAAUAUGGGAAAACGUAA
Messenger RNA from Schistocerca cancellata (South American locust), 984 nucleotides. Its product is annotated as LWamide neuropeptides-like. NCBI's taxonomy places the organism in Eukaryota, Metazoa, Arthropoda, Insecta, Orthoptera, Acrididae. The record is from RefSeq and is a predicted model, not a curated record. The coding region runs from base 1 to 984 and encodes 327 amino acids. The transcript is spliced from 2 exons.